UUUGAAUAAGUUGCGAAGAUCCUCGCUUAAUGGCUUUCCCGACUGAUCUUUUUCCAGCCACCUCUUUGGAACCACACAGUGUUCCGCACAUGGCAGCUACUGGACCCCGGAAUGCAAUGCACCAGCCCAGGGUUACUCUGCAAAACCGUGUUUCUUGGGGUGAGCCGCGCUCCUACCCUAUUCCAGAUAGUGUAGUCAGCUUCCCUAGCAUGUAGCAAUUCCUUCACUUCGGAACCUGGGUUUCGAGAAGAUCAUGGGUUUUUUCGGGCAAGACAACAUAAUGAAGCGUGCAAACGAGAUGGUGGGUAGAAAGAGAGCAAAGGUCAAUGCUGAACUCUUGAUCGAUGCAGAAUGUAGCAUGCACAUAUACCUGCACAUACUCGGCAUAUUCAUUCACGCAGAACCAGCCAGUCACAUUACCCGUCUCUUUGCCACACCUUGCACACCACACAACCUGGACCUCUCUGCCGCCACUUCCCUCUGGACUUUUUAUCCCCCAUUAGCAGGAGCAAAGAGGAAAAAAAAAAAAACGGCCCAUCGGCAGGAUUUGCGAGCUGGUUGCCCCCAAUUCUUUUUGGCAGUUGCCCUUCUUGUUCGACCCACCAUUCCGUCCCAAGCGCGUCAAAAAAGCACAGACACGCUGCAACCUCUCCGAACACACAAACACUGACCACAACUUAACAUCUGCAUACAUUUACCACUUCCUCACUGUCCGCUGAACCGCUCGGAGGAGGGCUUCUUACGUGCCGACAGCCUGCAACAAUACCUCCAACCAGCUCAGCAUCUCGGGCCACAGAUUGGACUUGACGGUCCCUCACCAGCAAGAGGUUCGAGCCACGAGUCAUUAACCUACAGCUGGGCAUUGAGGGGGGAGCUCAGCAGGAGGGCACAUCCUGGCAGGCAAAUCCACCUGAGGUGGGCUCGCACCAGACCAGGAAGCCGGGGUUGCAUGGGCGAUUGGCUGGCUGCCCGCUUUUUUUAGCUGAAUUAUCCUGCGGCUUCGAUAAGAGAAAGCGCAAACCCUGGGGGCAACCUGGACAGUCACUGGAUCAUCAAAGGCCGAGGGUCCCCGAAGGCGAAAACGAUUACCUAUUGCCCGCCUUAUUUCACCGGAAAUCGUAGAACAGCCGGUCGCCGUGUGUUGUCGACGGGUAACGAGAAACGGGAGGCGGCCAGAAGCCGGGAACUGACAACAACAAAAUAACAACAAACCCCGGCCCGUACUGCCUUUUGACCGCACACUCCGCAGUAACCUACCUGGGUAUCAUCAGUCAGUCCCCUGUCCCGAUCACUUGUGGGCUGGUGGGGAUUCCUCGUUGCUCCAGGUCGGCUGGUGUCCCAUUCUGCUGCUGCCCAGCGUUCAGCAACCGCAAGCACCCAUUCGCAAGGACCCAGCAUCUACACUACAUACAUACCAAGCAUCGGCUCAAUUCACGCAGUGCCUGCCUGUUGUCUGAGGUGGCCUUCCAAAGCAAGCCACUCCAUAAGUGAUAACUCGCCUGGACCACGCGUCAAAAAAGACAAAAGACAGCAAGCAGUACACGCCUCUGAGGACAUCUCAACAGGCCUUCAAGGUCAAAUAACAUAUUGUAUUUACACCUUCACCGACUUCCAGUAAUUACCAGCCAUUUUGUGCAGGACGUGCCUGCCCAGGCUCAGCACAUCCUCCUCCACACAGGGCUCCACUCAUCUUGUCAACGAUUCGAGAACGUCAACCCCUCCCUCUCAUUCACUUUCGUCCACGCGCACCAUCACAGUGGGUAGCCUGAACUGGGGUGACCACCCUUCAUCUGUUGCAACUGGAGAAUUAUACCGGCCCUGCUAGGUUUGGACCAUACAGCUUACCGGUACCCCAUCUAUCUCAUUUCCCACUCACCACACCUGUAUAAAAUUCGCGUCCUCCCGCACUAAGCUCGAUUUUCCCUCGCGCAUUUCUCAAGAGGGCGGCUCCCGACUUCAGUCUGCACGUCAAUCAGCAUCUGGAACGUGCCUCUCUUUUCGCAGAGGCGACAGGCUUCAUCACCACACAGCAUCCUCCAUCAUCACAAGCUGUUUACAUACAUCAGCGACGACAAGCCGCCGUCGUCGAUCAACAGAGUCAGUCCUCAGCAAAGCACAAACCUUAAAACAGACCCAUCAAGCUAUCCCGUACUGUCGAGAGGGAGAGCCACUUUUCUAGCCCUUUUAGCGCCUUCGCCCUGAAAAGAGAAUCGUGCAGUGGCAGAGGGAGAGAGGCACUGGGCGCAUUUUAGCCAAACUUUUUUUCCGCCAAGGGUGGAUCUCUUGAAAGUCAGAACCAUCCUUGUCUGGUGACUGGAUUGAUCUGCUUGGUGGACGCCUAUCAACAAGCCCCCAUCGAGUCAAGUACAAGGACCCUGGUUCUGCGGAGUCCCCUCAGAGCUACCAAGAGGAAGACCGUCUGGGCCCAACAAAGCUAAAUAAGAGCGCCAGCAUCGCCGGUCCUCGAGCUAUCAGGUGCCGGGUCAUCGACGAUUCAUCAAGGCUACAGCCCUCUACCCCUUGUCUGUCUGAACGCCUUAAUACAUUGUUCCCGCCGCCGCCCGCUACUUGGGACGAAAGCAGCCAUCUUUCAAUCCGCCAGACCUCCCGCUUUACGCCUCCACCAGCAGCUCGCUUCACGCCGAUUCCACCCAGACGGGAGUAUGCUUAGGGAGCUUCCACCACAGCAGGCUACAUCACUCCCCCGCCCUGGCCAGGAACAGCUGCCAGGCAAACAGCAUAUGGAACGCACUGCCGACUAUUCAGGUUUGCCAUCGCCUUAUCCUAGUACCGUCGGCGACGCCCAAUCUGAGGCCUCUUCUGUAGAUCCUGCUACGGUUGCAUCGACAACAUAUUCUCAGCAGCCAGAAGUGAGGUCAGCAACCGCGUACCCGGCAGCAGGCACGCCAACUUCUUCAGAGUACAGCGUGUAUCCUCCUCACUCGGCCCGGUCUGCCAACGGCACUUUUCCGGACACCCAUCUCCAGCGUUCCUACCACCCGGCCAGCAACCACCAAGGCAGCAGUGGAGGUAUGGCGCAAACACCAACCAGUCCGUUGCCUUUACAAGAUGGGCGUAGCCAUCACAACCCGCAGCAAGCCAGAUCUGACAGCGGAGUACCUAUAGAUCCAUCAAUCGCCGCAGCAAGCCCGACGACGUAUUCUCAUCCGCAAUAUUCGCCCUACGCCGCUCCCCAUCAAGACAUGUCCCACCAAUACGCCCACUCGGGUGUUUACCAGACAAGUCGACCAGAUUGGGCCACCUAUCAGUCCCCUGGCGGGGUUAUGGCCGGAGGCCACCACGCUGUCUUCGCCCCAUCAGCAUCGGCAGCUGCUCAACCACGACCUAAUCAGGUGUACUCAUUCGUGCCAAUUCCGGGCGCGCAACAACAUAAACGCCCUCGGAGAAGAUAUGAAGAAAUCGAGCGCAUGUAUAAGUGCGGGUGGAAUGGGUGCGAAAAGGCCUAUGGGACACUCAACCAUCUCAAUGCGCAUGUCACCAUGCAGGGUCAUGGAAACAAGAGGACUCCUGAAGAAUUCAAGGAAAUACGUAAAGAGUGGAAGGCGCGCAAGAAGGAGGAGGAAGCUCAAAGGAAGGCGGAAGAAGAGCGUCAACGCCAGGCUGCCGCCUCCGCCGCUGCUGCGCAAGGCACGGCGGAUUCCUCCGUCGCCGACGGUGCCCAACCAGCCACCACAUAUUCGGGUUCGAGGGCCGUUCAGCUCCCGCCGAUUGGCUACGGUCCUGCUCAGUACCCUGCCCCUCCUUCGGCGGGCAUGCAGCAGCCCCUUUCCGAGUACCAGAGCGCUGCUCACGUCUACCCCAGCUACUCGCCCCCUACGUACGGUCAAACAUCUCAGCCAAUGUAUAACCAGCACAACGGCGGCCAAAACAACCACUAGAGGGAGGAGGCUUUGCGAUGGAGUGGAGCAGGUUAUGACGAUGGCACAAUGCCACCAUGGAGCUGAAUGCUCGAGAUCCUCAUGGCGUCAUGUCUACACUUCGUGCCGUAGAGCCGGUCAAAAGGAAACGCCGAUAUGGCUUUACUUUGAUUUUUGUGGAGCGUUCACACAAGCUGCCGAUAAUUUUCGAGGUCGGCUGACGAGGAUAGGGGGGCUAGGUUGGUAUCGACAGGUUUGGUCGGAGCGGAGCAUUUACAAAGUCAUGGCUGUCUCGGAGCAUUGGGUUGAAGGUGUUUGUUGUGGUUCUUGUGUUGUUGUUUUUGGCAACCUUCCCGCGCUAAUGUUAUCUUACCAAAACUGUAUACUUUCUGGGAGGGUUGCGAGACCUCUUUUUCAUUUUUCGGUUGUGGAGGAAAUACCCCGGGGAUGGAGAAUGCUUGGUUGGCGGAUGUGUGGAGUUGUCUGUGUCUUGAUUGAAUUCUCGCUUAUUGUUUAUGUCUACAUGUCUAUUCUUCUCUUUCCUGCACAUCAAAUCAAAUUGAGAGCGGGGGGUGUUUUGCGACUUUGUUUUGCAAGGCUUUGAAAGAAAGAUUAUAGAGAUCAGGAAAUAGGGAAAAGGAGGAUUGGGAGGUGCGUGUUGGCAGUCGGUGAAAACGAGAGAAGGAUGGGUAAUGGCUUUGUGCGUUGUUGAGUGAGGAGCAUGACACAAUGCUCGGAACAGACGCAAGCAAAGGGUGGAGAGCAAGGAAAAGGCGUGCAUAAUUUGAUCAUGCUGGGAGGUGCCUUUGUCACUGACUACUGGCAUUGCCGCCGACGAUCGGCCCUGGCAACUGGAAAGCCGUUCCCUGGAUUGCUCGUGGUGCGGCUUCGCCAGCAGGCAAUGGAAAAGGUGCGGUUGCAUAUGAUACGGCGACCGUCCACCUACCCAAGCAUUUGUUACGUUAUAUAAGCACGCCGUGGUAUGGGCUCUGACUUGGUAUGGGAAAAAACCAGACCAGGCUCAUGUCCACAUACAUAUGAGGCGAGGAAGAGGAACAUCCAACCGCCGCCCCCCUCUCAAGAAGCAGAGCGGAACUUAUCUAGAAACUUGAGGAUCAAAAUUGUAAAACUCCAACAAACAACGGCCAAGCGCUCUACCUUCCC
Podospora pseudocomata is the source of this 5042-nucleotide messenger RNA. RefSeq lists its product as uncharacterized. Gene Ontology annotation, biological process: regulation of DNA-templated transcription. The transcript has 4 exons. The record is from RefSeq and is a predicted model, not a curated record. NCBI's taxonomy places the organism in Eukaryota, Fungi, Ascomycota, Sordariomycetes, Sordariales, Podosporaceae. Bases 2664 to 3899 code for a protein of 411 amino acids.